AUGAUAUUUUAAAAUAUUUUUUACAUUUUCAAUACAUCUCCAUUAAACUUACGUUUUACACUUCACUUCGAGCAGCAGCUGCUAUGAACAUAAACGCCUUCACUUCCAUAAACAUACAACAGUUACCCGUUCUCCCACUCGCCCCACGCGCCACCCUCUCCUUCUCUUCAACUUCUCUUCUCUCUUUUCCCAAACCCCGCCAACGACUCUCUCUAUCCGCCAUGUCUUCUUCUCCGACCACCUUCACCGAACUCAGCGACGAAUCUCACUUCGAGUCCCUCCUCUCUCCCGACGCUCACAUCUCCAUUUGCGGCUUCGGCUCUCUCCUCUCCGAGCGAAGCGCACGGAACACUUUCCCCAAUCUGCUCAAUUUCAGAAUCGCUAAGUUGAAUCACUUCCGUCGCGUUUUCGCCCAUGUUGCUCCUGUUUUCUUCGAACGUGGCAUUGCCAAGCCAGAAACCAUGGAGAUUUCAAGUUUGAGUGUGGAGGCAUGUGAAGGAGAAUCUCUUGUAGUAACAGUUUUUGAAAUAACAAAAUCUGAGAUUCCAGAUUUCAUCAAGAGGGAGGUUGAGUUUCGAUUUCUUGCUGUUCUUCCUGAAACUCUUGAUGGAAAAUCUUAUGACUUUCCAGCGGUCCUUUGUGCUCGUUACAGUGAUGAAGAAUUUUUGAACAUUAGAUGCAAAGGGAACAAGGAAAUUUUGUUUCAGCAAUAUGGAAGGUGGAAUAUUGAUAAAAUUUGGAGAGACGAUGUUUUUCCCUGCCGCAUCUAUCUUCGACACUGUGUACUGGCAGCAAAGAAUCUUGGUGACACCGCGUACAACAAUUUCCUGGAUCAUACCUACCUUGCUGACCGCAAAACAACCAUUCGCGAGUACUUGGCGACUGCUGGUUCUGGCAUAAUGGAAGAGGAACCACCUGAAUCCCUCAAGUUCCGCUAUGGCGGAUAAUUAUUUCAACACAGUUUUUUUGCUGAUGUUUUCAUGUCAUUUGUAAAACAAUAUAUAUUCAGUAAUAAGAAUAAGCAUGAAACAAUUUACCAAGGUGUGUAAACUUUCCUUUUGUAAGAAAGAAAUAUCAUUCUCAGAUUUUACCUAUUAUGGUACACAUAAUCAAUCAAUGCUUCAAUAA
Molecule: messenger RNA, 1128 nt
Organism: Lathyrus oleraceus (garden pea)
Lineage: Eukaryota; Viridiplantae; Streptophyta; Magnoliopsida; Fabales; Fabaceae
Exons: 8
Coding region: 84-947 (287 amino acids)
Source: RefSeq, a predicted model, not a curated record